This is a messenger RNA of Theobroma umbraticum, 952 nucleotides long. Lineage: Eukaryota; Viridiplantae; Streptophyta; Magnoliopsida; Malvales; Malvaceae. The record is from RefSeq and is a predicted model, not a curated record.
AACAUUUUGAUUUAAAGGCUUUUGGAUUAUAGGAAGCAUGGAUUAUAUGGAGCUUGCUGGGACAAUGCUUGAACUGAUGAAAUGCAUAGGGGCUCCCACCUGCACAUACUUGGACAAUCAUCGAAAUCUUGAAGCAAAAUGUGAAAGAUCUCAGAAGAAGAUUGGAUGAUCUAAAUAUUCGGAAGCAAAAUAUUUAAUCAGUAAAUGAAGCCGAGAUUCGUUGUAGGAAAGUGGUGAAGAAAGAAGUGGAGAAAUGGCUUGAAGAUGUACAAAGGAUGAAUACCAAAAUGCAAAAGAUUGAACGAAAGUUGUCUGUCAUUUCAUACAUCUCACGUGCCCGCCUAGGCAAGCUUGUUUGCCAAAUGAUCGAAGAAGUGAAGAAAAUUUAUCACCAGGGCUGUUUCCCUGGGGGUGUGGCAAUUUAUGGACAGCCUGCCAAUGGGGUGACAUUGCCGACAACCAAUUUAGAAGGUGAAACUGAGGUCAAAGACCAAGUAUGGAGAUACUUGAUGGGUGAUGAGGUUGGAAUGAUUGGAGUACGUGGAAUGGGGGGCAUAGGGAAAACUACAAUCAUGAAGCAUAGCAACAAUCAAUUGUUGAAAGAGACUCUAUUCGAUAAAGUUAUUUGGAUCACUGUGUCAAAAGAAUUGAAUAUUCUCAAUCUACAAGGAGCUAUUGCACGUGCAAUGAAUCAAUUUCUUCCUGAAGAUGUAUUAGAAUGAGCAACUGCACUGAUUGAAAUCUUGAAAACAAAAAGAUAUUUAUUGAUAUUAGAUGAUGUCUGAGAACAGUUCUCUCUAUUAGAUGUUGGAAUUCCUGAACCAACAUUACAUGGAGGGAGCAAAUUGGUAUUGACUAGUAGAUAGACUGAGGUUUGUAGAUCCAUGGGAUGCACGGUGCUCAAAGUGCAACCACUUUCAAGGAGGAAUCAUUGAACUUAUUUUUGAACCAU